AUCACCUUGUAUGUUUGUUAAAAAUGUAGAUUUCCAACUAUUUGUCUCCUAAAGCUGCCAGAGCAAAGCUCUACAAACUGGGCAGCUUAAAACAACAGAAAUUUGUUGUCUCGCAGUUCUGGAGGCUAGGAGUCUGAAAAAAGGGUGUCACCAGGGCCGUGCUCUCUCUGAAGGCUCUAGGGGUAGCUCCUUCCUUGCCUUUUCUAUCUCCAAACCCAGCACCCUCAAGUCAAUUCCCACUCAUAGGGACCCUAUAGAACACAAUAGAACUGCCUCAUAGGGUUUCCAAGGCUGUAAUCUGUACAGAAGCAGAUGUCCACAUCUUCCUCCCGCAGAGCAUCUGGUGGGCUGGAAUCGCCGACUUUUCCAUGAGCAGCCCAGCACUUAACCACUACACCACCACGACUUCUUAUUAAAGCACACUAUAACUAAAUAAUAGGCAUAAUGGUCAGCAAAACAAGACACAAAAGAACAGAGACUGCAUGAGUCCAUCUACAUAAUGUUCGAGAACAGAUGAAACUAAUCUACAGUGAUAACUAGUGGUUACUAAAAGGAGCCCUGGUGGUGCAGUGGUUAAGUGCUACGGCUCCUAACCAAAAGGUCGGCAGUUAGAAUCUACCAGCUGUUCCUUGGAAACCCUGUGGGGCAGUUCUACUCUGUCCUAUAGGGGCACUGUAGGGUAAUGCUAUUCACCUACAUGCAUCCCCUCCCUAAUGGAGUCAGCUUUGCUCUUCCCUGAAGCAUGCUCGGGAUGAAUUUGGGAUGGACUCAGGCUAAGGUAAAAGGCCGGGAGCGGUAUGACUGGGCCAGUGGCCAAGGCCGAGGAAUGCCUUAGCAACAAGAAGGAAGACAUCUGGGCCAGGAUGUGAAGUCCCUGGGAACACUGACUGUCCCAGGACAUGGGAGAAAAACAAUAAGCCUUGGUCCCAACUGGAAUGGUGUAUAAGCUUGGGUUCCUUGCUAGGUGGUUGUGGAAAAUACCCCCACCGGCCGCCACUGGAGAGCAGCUGCUUGCCUGGACGUAUGAAUCUGGAAAGGGCUAUGUGUCAGUUCUUUGGAUUAUCUGCCAGGGCACACAGUGAGGCUCUUUCCUUGCUGGGGCUGUCCCCUGACAGGCACUGUGAGUUGGUUUUUGUUUGUUUGUUUGUUUUGGUCUAUAACUACUGUAAUUAAAACAGGGUGAUUGAGGAGCAAGGAGAUAAAAAGGUGAAUGUCAAAACAGAGAUGCUUCACAAGUCACCUUGCUCUAUGCAUGAACUUCAUGUACAAGACGCCAGUCUUGGCCUAUCAAAAAAAAUUAUUUUUAUUUUUUUAAUGAUGAUACUCAGUGUUGAGGACGCAGAGAAACAAGCACUUUCACUGCUGGACGGAGCGUUACAUGCUACAAUGUUUUGGGGAGGGAAAUUUUAGAAUGAUUAAAUAUUUCGUGUAAAACAAUUUUAUGAAGAGCUUUUACAAACGUAUACAAAAGUUUGUUCUAUGGUGUUUAGGUUAAGAAUCAUGAUGUACAACUGUAUACGCAGGGUGUUACAAAUACAGGUGCGUAGAAAAAAGGCUGGAGGACAAAGAACUGGCAAUAGGCAUGUGCCUACUGGGAAUCCAGGUGAUUUACAUUUCCUCAUUUAUAAUCUUCUGUAUUUCCCAAAUUUUCUGUAAUGAGUAUGUCAUUUUCAUAGUCACAAAGUUUUUUUUUUUAAAUGAAGGCACAAGAAUUUUAAAAGUUCAUUUUUUAUUAUAAGUAGAAUUGAAUAAAGCCAAACAUCCUAAUACGUGAAGAACACAAAUACAUAAAGACGCCGUCCAGGUAGUUAACGGGCAAGUCUGUGCUUUGGGAGAAAGUUCAGCUGUGGAGCAAGUCUGAUGGGUACAAACGACAAGACCUGCACGGUUUCAAGUUCCAUACAUUAAACUGGCAGAAGAAAAAAAACAAGAGUUGAUAAGACCCCUAGGUGUCUCUGUCAUGAAGUUGUUCGUGCAUUUGGUACCAGGGAGGACUUUGCACAAGUUUGCCAGGUGUGAGUUUCGCUGGCAUUAAUCGGUCUUCAGGACAAGACCAGAACGGACUUGCUGUCUGUCCUACCCGGGCUGGAAACCUCCCGGCCCAGCGCCGGCUCCUCCCUCUGCGGUGGGGCCAGCCCUCAUUAACCAGGACAUGGAACACCCUCCGCCAGGGCUGGACACCUCCCGCCCCAGCGCCGGCUCCUCCUUCUGCGGUGGGGCCAGCCCUCAUUAGGUCAUGGAACACCCUCCGCCAGGGCUGGAAACCUCCCGCCCCAGCGCCGGCUCCUCCCUCUGCGGUGGGGCCAGCCUUUAAUAACCGCCGCACACAACACCCUACGCUCAGGAUCCCGCUGCGCAGCACCCAGCUUCUCAGCUCCGUGUCCGCGCUGACCAUGGCCACCUUCGUGGAGCUCAGCACCAAAGCCAAGGUGCCCAUCGUGGGCCUGGGCACCUGGAAGUGUUCCCUUGGCCAAGUCCAAGAGACUGUGAAGGCAGCAAUUGAUGUGGGCUACCGCCACUUCGACUGUGCUUUUGUGUAUCAGAAUGAGAGCAAGGUGGGAGAGGCCAUCCAGGAGAAGCUCCAAGAGAAGGCUGUGACACGCGAGGACCUCUUCAUCGUCAGCAAGCUGUGGCCCACCUUCUUCAAGAAGCCCCUGGUGAAGGAAGCCUGUCGGAAGACACUCAAGGAUCUGAAGCUGGACUACCUCGACAUCUACCUUGUUCACUGGCCACAGGGGUUGCAGCCGGGGAAGGAAAUUAUCCCCAAAGAUGAUAAAGGCAAUGUCCUCCCGAGUAAAACAACAUUCUUGGAUGUCUGGGAGGGUGAAGAUUGUGGCAAUAUCUGCAACACAGCCUAAGGCUUCAGCAGGCUGACCCUGUGCCUUACAUUUCAUAAGAGGGCUUCUGUCAUUUUUAUCACCCUGGUAAAACAUGACUUCUUAACUAUCUGAGGAAUUACCCUUUUUGACAUGUGGAGACCAGCAUACCUCUCAUGUUUGCUCCACAAGAUUUUUUUGCCCUAGCUUUUAUGAUGGCAUUAAAGGUAGCAGUCAUGUCAUUGGUGUCUGUCAAAAGUACCCUGAUUUCCCUGAGUGAGUUUGGCAAUGACUGCUAUAGAAAGCAUUCUAAAGGCAUGAAGAGAUAUUGAUGAUCAAGAUGAGAGGGUCUGAGUGAAAUGGGUAAGACCGAAAUGCAAAUGUGUUCAUAUGGACCUACAGCAGAUCAACGGAAACGUCAUUGACUGCUCCUAAGCAGAAGUGAAAAAAAAAAUGUGUAAAGACGUCCAGAUGUACCAUCCACCCAACUAGACCUGGUCUAUGGCACACAAAACCUUUCCGUCAUCUCCUGGCCCAUCUUCAGAGUUCCAGGACCCUUACAUUCCCAUCACUUCUCCACUUCAAAUUUGCCCCUGUGAAGACCUUUGCCACCCACCCUAGUGGGUCUUAGCUUUGGCUGUUUGUUAAAAUACCCUGGAGAGUAUUAAAAGUCCCAAUUCCUGGGCAACCUCCCAAUUCAGGAAGAAACUCUGGGGCUGGUACCCAGGAAUCAGCAUUUUUUAAAGCUCUCUAAAAUGGUUGCAAAAUGCAGCUAAGUUUGAGAACCACAGAUAACAUGUCACCUGAACCCAUUAUCCUUGUUCCCUCCUCCAAGUCUCUAAUCCUAAUUGCUUCCCCACCUGCUGUUGUCUCUUCCCUCUUUUCUCGGAAUUAUUCUUAAGCCCCCGUCCAGACUCCACACAUGGAGCCUCUACUGACAAUUGUGACCCACACUAACCCCUUUUUCUCUGACCUCUGUGAGUCUCACCACUAUGCCUUUAUGACAGGACAUGGAGGAGAGGGACUGGUAAAAGCCACUGGCAUCUCCAACUAUUUCCAGAUUGAGAGGCUCUUGAACAAACCUGAACUGAAACACAAACAAGUGACUAACCAGGUAAAUUUUGCUUCAUAAACAUUCAGAGGCAAGUUCAGUGUUAUGUACGGAGUUUCCUUUCAGGGGUAAGGAAUGAGGACAAUUUUGGGAGAUGUGAGGCAGGUCAUAGGGUCCGGCAUCCAAGUGUACCAGUGGGCAGUAUUUGGUCUCUGCUUGGCUGCCUUUUUGUGUGUAGAACUCCCUAUGAGCAUCUCCAAACGCAGGCCAACUUCCCAGUGAUGGGGAAUGUUUGCUUUUGCAGAUCAAGUGUCACCCAUACCUCAUACAGGAGAAGCUGAUCCAGUACUGCCAUUCCAAGGGCAUUGCGGUCACUGUCUAUAGCCCCCUGGGCUCUCCAGACAGACCUUGGUGAGGCUCCUCAGAGGUCUUUCUCUUGAUGCUCUUUAAAAAAUGACUGAUAAUUGGUUAAUACUGGUAUAAGUCUAUAAAGCGCUGGAUAGAAUAAUAUGUCUAAGACAAUGUGUUUUGUGCAGCUUAAUGGGAUUAUAGUGGGUAAAAAUGGGAUUUUUUUCGAUCAUAACAUGCCUGUCCCUCUGCAAAUAUAAACGUUCAUUCACUAAAGAGCUGGACCAGCCUCUGUACAAAGUGAGGUUCAGAGCCCGUGAUGGGCCCAAGGGUAAGACAAAGCUUUCAGGUGCUCCUGCCUAUCUCUCAGAUGGAGGAGACUGGGACGAGCAACCUUGGGGUCUUCAUGGUAAGGAUGCUCAUCUAUGUAUGGUAACCAUGGUGAUUGUUCAUGCCUGCCAUCUUUCUUUCUCUAAGGCCAAGUCAGAAGACCCUUCACUGCUGGAGGGAUCCUAAGAUUAAGCAGAUUGCUGCAAAGCACAACAAAACCCCAGCCCAGAUACAUGAUUAUGACAUUUCUCCCCCAGCAGUCCAGGGCCCUGUUUUCUUCCUUGUGUUGUCUUCACUUUACUCCCCGAAGGGGAAGAACAGGGUAGAUUCUGACUCAUUGCAACCCUAUAGGACAGAGUAGAACUGCCCUCAUAUGGUAUCUAAGGAGCAGCCGGUGGAUUCAAAGUGCCAACCUUUUGUGUAGCAGCCAAUCUCUUAACCAGGGCUCUAAGGUAGAUAUAGUUGGCAGAAGUCUAAGGUGAUCUCCAUCUCCUCCCCUUGAGUGUAGGUGGAACCUGUGAAUAUGAUGAGAUAGCACUCCCAUGACUAUGUUACAUUGUAUGGCAAAAGGGAUUUUGCAGAUAUAAUUCAGGUCCUAAAUCAGUUGACCUUAAGAUAGAGAGAUCAUUGAGGUGGCCCUGAUCUAAUCACAUGAGCCCUUUCAAUCUGGGUCUAGGCAGAGAUGAAGUAAGUCAGAGAUUCAAAGCACAAGAGGGAUUCCCUUCACCAUUGCUGGCUUGAAGAUAAAAGGUGACAUAUGGUGUCUUAGUUAGCUAGUGCUGCUAUAACAGAAAUACCACGGUGGAUGGUUUUAACAAACAGAACUUUAUUCUGUCACAGUUUAAGAGGCUAGAAUUCCUAAUUUGGGGUGCCAGCUCCAGGGAAAGGCUUUCUCUUCCUGUCAGCAUUUAGGGAAGGUCCUUAUCAUCUCCCCUGGCCUAGGAGCUUCUCAGCCCAGGGUCCAUGGGUCCAAAGUACGUGCUCUGCUCCUGACACUUCUGUCUUGGUGGUAUGAGGCCCCUAUCUUUCUGCUUGCUUCUCUCUCGUUUUAUCUCUUGUAAGAUAAAAGGUGAUGCAGGCCACACCGCAGGGGAUCUCCCCUUAGAUGAAUCAGGGCUAUAACCUGAGCAAGGGUGUUGCAUCACACCCUAAUCCUCUUUAACAUAAUUUAGUCUUGCCUCAUUAACCACAGUCAGAGAUUAGCAUUUAUAACACAUAGGGAAAUUACAUCAGAUCACAAAAUGGAGGCUAUCCACACAAUACUAGGAAUCAUGAUUUAGCCAGGUUGACACAUAUUUUGAGGGGAGACAAUUCAAUCCAUGACACACGGCAAGGAACAUGGGCAGCUUCUAGAGCUGAGCACAAUCCCCAGCUGAUGGCUGGCAAAGAAACAGGCCCUAGCCCUACAACUGCAAGGAGGAGAAUUCUGUAACAACAAGAAUAAACUUGGAAAUGGAUUUUUGCCCAGAGCCUUCAGACAAGAACUCAGCCUGGCUGACACCUUGCUUAGAAUUAGAGUGAACGCAUGUUUUUCAAUAUAGACAGGUUGGUGUAAAAAUAAAUAUAGGUGUAAAGAUUUGUGUAACCCUAGAUAUAUAUGUACCAUUCCCCAUUGAAAGAAACCAGGGUUACUUGGAGAAACAGCUGCUUCCAGGAUUGGAUCACGGACAGAUGUGCCUUGAACAGAUUUUUCCACUAGAAAGUAACCAACUAGUUGUCAUUCAGUCAAUGCUGACUUCUGGAGGCCCCAAAUGUGUCAGAAUGGAGCUGUGCUCCAGAGGGUUUUCAGUGGCUGGCUUUUUGGAAGUAAACUACCAGGCCUUUCUUCUGAGGUGCCUCCAGAACUUCUGACCUUUCAGUUAGCAGCUGAGCAUGUUAACCUUUUGCAUCAGCCAGGUACUGCUCCUGAAAAAAAGGAAGUGCUCAAGGAAUGAUGGAAUUGUGCCUGAAGGACGCAGAAGCCAACUCAAUCAGAGCAUAGAAAUUAAUAGUGCAGACUUCCGGCCAAGGUGGUACCAUAGAUGGAAGCACCAUGCAGUCCCUCCACAACAAAGACCAAAAAAACUAAGCAAAACAGAAACAAACGUCAGUCCUGGAACCUGAAGUGUCAAAUGAAGAGAUAAAGAACUCAGCUAAGUGCCAAAUGGAAUAAGAAACUGACAGAGAACAGAGAGCGAGAAGAAAUACAGCAGUCCCCUAUCAGCUGAUGCACCACUGACUCACCAUCUUGGACACCUGUUGGAGAUUGGCAGACAGGGAGCACAGGAAAGCACCUUCACGGAGCUCCCAGCAGGAGACAGAGCACCUGGUAACCAGUGAUACAUGCUUUCCCACCCUCCAUCCUCUCACCACUGCUCUACCUCCGUGCUUCCUGACUGGCAGUGGUGGCUCGGCUGCCUGGGAAGUGCAGCAUCUGUGAAGCCUGGAUUCACCCCACCCACAUUGGAGAUUGGUGGACAGGGAGUAUGGGAAAGCAGCUUCAUGAAUUUCCCAGUGGGAGACAGAGCACCCAGAAACCAACGAUAUACACUUUCCU
Molecule: messenger RNA, 7081 nt
Organism: Loxodonta africana (African savanna elephant)
Lineage: Eukaryota; Metazoa; Chordata; Mammalia; Proboscidea; Elephantidae
Product: aldo-keto reductase family 1 member B10-like
Exons: 5
Coding region: 2394-2858 (154 amino acids)
Cellular component (GO): mitochondrion; cytosol
Molecular function (GO): aldose reductase (NADPH) activity
Source: RefSeq, a predicted model, not a curated record